This is a messenger RNA of Aspergillus sclerotioniger CBS 115572, 1506 nucleotides long. RefSeq names its product protein sld2 (gene sld2). Lineage: Eukaryota; Fungi; Ascomycota; Eurotiomycetes; Eurotiales; Aspergillaceae. Gene Ontology annotation, biological process: DNA replication; double-strand break repair via break-induced replication; DNA replication initiation. Gene Ontology annotation, cellular component: DNA replication preinitiation complex. The record is from RefSeq and is a predicted model, not a curated record. Bases 1 to 1506 code for a protein of 501 amino acids. The transcript has 2 exons. Gene Ontology annotation, molecular function: DNA replication origin binding; single-stranded DNA binding.
AUGGCGACCGUCAUCGUUCCGGAGGUCGAAUCCCAGUCCGCUAAUUUACGCGCCGAGCUGAAAGAAUGGGAGAGAGCGUUUGCGGACGCAAACGGGGGGAAGAAAGCAGAACGGAAUGAUAUCAAGAAGGUUCCUGAGAUUGCUGCAAAAUACAAAGAAUACUCCCGAUUAAAGGCCCUCGAGUCCAAGAACGAGAAGAAAGCUAUCCGAUUAGAAGAACGUCUGAAGAAGCGGAAGCACUCAUCGCCGACCGGACCUGAAAAUGUGGACACCACAUCGACACCACGCAAAGCCGCCAAAGGGAUAUUCGAAACGCCUUCCAAAUCCCGUGUCGCAACAUCACACCCGUCAGAAGUCGAUCCCUAUGAUUCUCCCUCCGUUUUACGAAGACUCUUCAGCCCCAGCACGCACCAGUCACCCUUGAAAGCAGCCAUCGGUCCCACCCCACAACGAGAUGGAAAGGCAUUAGGUCUGUUUGAUCUGCUCUCCGAGUCUGGCGGCAGCACCGCCACCCCUUCAGCGACUAGGAUGGCAAGUGUACGGGAUACGGCUGCGCAAACUCCCUCAAGGCGGAACCAAUUAGACACCAUCGCAGAGGAAGAGGAAGAAAAUCCUCGACCAGAACGUACGCCCGCAUCAUCUGGGAAAAAAUGGAUGCUUUCGACUCUAUUCGCAACCCCGACUACAUGGCGCUACGCGAUGAUGGAAAAUAAGGGGCACAGGUACCCUGCGUACUUUAAGAAUGAGCCUGAACCUGAGACGGCCAAUGAAGGCCCGAAUGAAUCAGAGACCCCGUCUUUCCUUCGACGAUCCACGUCGGGACGGUAUGACGCCACCAACGCGGGCGGACUGAGCCCCAUUGCUGUUCGGAAGAGGCCCCAGUUUGUGGGAAAAGGUCUUUCAGUUUUGGUGCAAGGGUUACGCGACAUGGAGGAAGAGCAAAUGCAGGAUGAUAUGGAUGUGCUUAAUGAGAUCGAAGCAGAACAAGCGGCACUGAACGACGUGGGCGACAGUCAGGCACCCGACGAGCCGGGCCGGACGUUCAAGAAGAAGGGCCAGAAGCGGACGACGCGCAAGGUGCGCAUGAAGCCAGUGGUUUCGAAACCGAGACCAGAACCUCAAUUACCUGGAUCGGAUGACGAGGGUGAACAUCUGGAGGAACAGGAUGUGGUUCCUGAAACCCAACAUCUUAACGCCCCUGAGGCCGAGGCGGACGAAGUCGAGUCGCUUCAUUCCAUAUCUGAACCGGACUUUGACUCCGACCCCGACUAUGACGAGUCGAAACCUACGAGAAGCAAGAGCUUCUCUGAGAGAAUGAAAGAAGCCAUAGCGGCUGACAAGCCUCAGGAGGAACCUCAGAAGGCGCCGCAACCAAAAGCAAAGGAGCAGGAAAAGAAGCCUCCUGCCCGGAAAGUGAAUCCUGCGGCGCACGCCAAUUACCGUUCGUUGAAAUUGCGGAAUAAAAACACCAAAGGGCGAGGCGGCAGGCGUUUUGGCAGGAGAUAG